Oncorhynchus mykiss (rainbow trout) is the source of this 3114-nucleotide messenger RNA. Lineage: Eukaryota; Metazoa; Chordata; Actinopteri; Salmoniformes; Salmonidae. The record is from RefSeq and is a predicted model, not a curated record.
UUGACUUUCUACAGUAACGUAUAACACCCAACGGCGCUUUCGCUGAGUGAAGUUGAGUGAACACGUUGAGAGCCCGCUCUCUGUUGGAUCCAUGUGGUUUUACCUGGACUCACAACAACAAUCUGUUUUUGCGUCAACGCAGGACCGUCUACCAUCGUUGGCAAAAAUAAACAGAUUUUGAUUGAGAAAGAUGUUAUGAUAGACAGUUGUAGAAAAGUGGUAAUCAUUAGAUAUUGAGUUGUUAGUACCUACUACGUCCGGAUGCACUGCAGUGGGAGUUCCUCUACAAACGGGAAUCUGCAGAGGAUUAAAGAAGGAUUAAUCACGGAAGUGCACGAUGUUGGGAAUACGGACCGUCCUAUGGACUUUAUCUGUGGCGCUGUCCGUUGUCACUGGAGCAGAUUUUAAAGCACAUAACUGCAGUGAGGUUAGACAAGCUUCUAUCGCAAAAGGCUUCAGCUUUGAAAAUGUUCCUCUGCAAGAAACGUCAGGCGACCAUCUUCGUGUAUGUCCUCAAGGGAGCACCUGUUGCACCUCUGAAAUGGAGGACAAGUUUGGCCAACGGAGCAAGCUGGAGUUGGAGAACCUGGUCGAUGAAACUAGUCAUGAAUUACGAAGCACCUUUGUCUCCAGACAUAAAAAGUUUGACGAGUUCUUCCUGGAGUUGUUGGAGAACACGGAGAAGUCUUUGAACGAGAUGUUCGUGCGGACCUACGGAAAGCCGUACAUGCAGAACUCGGAGGUGUUCCAGAACCUGUUUGCCGAGCUGAAACGCUACUACACGGGAGGCAACGUCAACCUGGAGGAGAUGCUCAACGACUUCUGGUCGCGGCUGCUGGAGCGCAUGUUCACGCUGCUCAACUCCCAGUACGUCAUCACUGAGGACUAUCUGGAGUGCAUCAGUAAGUACACGGACCAGCUCAAGCCCUUUGGAGACGUACCCAAGAAGCUCAAGGCUCAGGUUACCAGGGCUUUCAUCGUGGCACGCACUUUCGUCCAGGGCCUCUCGGUCGGUAGAGAGGUGGCCAGCAGGGUGUCCAAGGUGAGCAGCACCCCAGCGUGUAUCCGAGCUCUGACCAAGAUGAUGUACUGCCCAUACUGCCAAGCCAUGCCCUCCGUGAAGCCCUGCAACAACUAUUGUCUGAACGUCAUGAAGGGCUGCCUCGCCAACCAGGCUGAUCUGGACCCAGAGUGGAACCAGUACAUCGAUGCCAUGUUGCUGGUGGCACAGAGGCUGGAGGGACCCUUCAACAUUGAGUCUGUCAUGGAGCCCAUUGAUGUGAAGAUUUCAGAGGCCAUCAUGAAUAUGCAAGACAACAGCGUCCAGCUCUCCUACAAGGUUUUUCAAGGCUGCGGCCAGCCAAAGCCCUCAGGAAUGGGUGGCAGGUCUACCCGCGGCAUUUCGGAUGUGUUCAACGCCCGUUUCAGGCCCUACAGCCCAGAGGAGCGGCCCACCACUGCAGCUGGCACCAGCCUGGACAGACUGAGGAUUGUCUGGAGUGCGAUGCAACACAGUUUGAUUGACAUCAAGGAGAAACUGAAGCUGUUCAAGAAGUUCUGGUCCAACCUGCCUGAGGACAUCUGCAAGCCACACAGGUUGACAGCAGGGAAUGCCACCGAUGAUGACCAGUGUUGGAAUGGGCACACCAAGGGCAGGUAUUUCCCAGAGGUUCUGAAAGACGGAUUGACCAAUCAGGUGAAUAACCCUGAGGUGGGCGUGGACAUCACCAGGCCGGACACGUUCAUUCGCCAGCAGAUCAUGGCUCUGAGAGUGAUGACAAACAAGUUAAAAAAUGCCUACAAUGGCAAUGAUAUCUACUUUCAAGACUCAAGCGACGAGGGCAGUGGCUCGGGCAGUGGCAGCGGCUGCACGGAGGCCUGCGUCACUGAGUUUGACUUUGCCAGCACCGAGGCCCCGGUGGUGGGAGCGGACCGGAGCGGGAGUGGCCCGAUGGAGGAUUCAGCAGCAGCCACACACCCUGCCCCCUCAGCAGCCCUGCUGGCCAGCCUGGCCCUUUCAGCCCUGGCACUGCACAGACUAUGGAGAUAAUGCUGGGGGAACUCACCCAACGUGGACAGUAGGAUCUCUCUCUACGCUGUGUUUUUCUACCCAAACAGACUGGAGCUACAGUCAAGCAGACAGUAUUCAGGCAGCCUUGGCCUUUCGGAUAGAUAGAGGGGUCUCUACUCUGCUCUGGAGACAGCAGUCAUGCAUCCUGGUUCCCCUUUCCUCCUCCCAAAGAGUGUCUGGUUGUUGAUUCCAUCCUUAGGCAGGGCUUCACAUGACUGCAGUCACUCCAAGAUAGAAACAGAUGAUCUCCUGUUAAACAUUGUUCAAGAAUUACUUUUGUCUGGCACAAGGCAGAUGUUAUUAGGUCUCCAUGAGAAAAAGCCCUUGCACUUUUGGUCCUAUUUUAUUUUUAAUUUUUCUCAAUGAUAUAGAAGGUUGUUAUGUUUUUUUCACUGUGAGUAUGUGGAGAGGUUACACCUAGAGGUGACCAGGAGUCACAGCUAAAACAUGUUUACUCUGGUUUACUGUUAUACCACAUUAUACUAUGAGGUGAUCUCAGUUGACAGGUCUUUUACUUGUUGACAGGUUAGAAGUGCAUUUCUUCAUUCAAAUAACAAACCUCAGACGACCACAAAAUCAUAUUUAAAAUAAAAAAUUAGAAACAGUACGGCUGUCACAAUAAUUGUUGGUUUCUACCUUGUUUCCUCUGCUUUAAAUAUUAUUGAUUACAUCUACAUUGACAGUAAAUGAUACCAAUGAAACAUGUUUGUUGUUAAUGUUAUUCAGGUAAGGUAAGAUAUUCUAUUACCAGUGUUGAUGAAGCUACUCUGAAAAUAUAGUUUCCCAAGCUACCAAUUACUUCAAACUGGAAGAAGUUAAGCUACACAAAAGCUACCCUAAUAAUGUUAACGCUAUAUAUAUUGUAAUAUAUUAUAUUAAAAAAAAGUAUUUCACUGCAUCCAAACUACUUCAAAAAUGAAUGAUCAUAUGCAAAUCUGAAAUGUCAUAGACUACAAAUUGCAUCUUGGGAUAAAAUGUUAACGGAAUGUGUAAUUUUGUCUAUUAAACACAAGCACAAUGUUCCAAGUGAGAAUUAGUCAGGU